GUGAGUGUGCGUCGGGACGGGGGGGCACGGAACGCACGGAACUGCUGUAGGGUCGACGAAUAAUUGGAGAUGAAGAAGAUGGAAAAUAAACCAGCGGUUUUAGAAUUGUAGCGGUAAAUUGAUAAUAGAACAAUUAUUUGUAGCCUCGCUUUAAAGCGAAUGUUAUAUGAGAACCCUUGGAGAAAGUGCUUUAAUCGCAGUGAGGUAGCGAAUGUAGGGAGAGCUGGGGAGGGCUGUAGCUGCUGGUUUUUUUUGGAGAGGGAAAACAACAUGGCUGCGGUGGAGCUCGAAUGGAUCCCAGAAACACUGUACAACACGGCUAUCUCGGCUGUGGUGGACAACUACAGCCGGUCAAGAAGGGACAUACGGUCGCUCCCAGAAAAUAUACAGUUCGAUGUAUAUUAUAAGCUUUACCAGCAGGGCCGGCUCUGCCAGCUGGGAGGAGAGUUCUGUGAGCUGGAGGUGUUUGCUAAAGUUCUGCGAGCUUCAGACAAAAGACACCUCCUGCACCACUGCUUUCAAGCGCUAAUGGACCACGGUGUGAAAGUGGCCUCGGUUCUGGCGAACUCCUUCAGCCGCCGCUGCUCCUACAUCGCAGAGUCUGACGCCCAUGUCAAAGAGAAGGCCAUCCAGUUCGGCUUUGUGCUCGGUGGCUUCUUGUCGGAUGCUGGCUGGUAUGGAGAUGCAGAGAAAGUGUUUUUGUCGUGCCUGCAGCUGUGCACGCUCCAGAGUGAAGUCCUCCACUGCUUCAGGGCUGUAGAAUGCUGUGUCAGGCUCCUUCAUGUCCGUAAUGGCAACUGUAAGUACCACCUGGGGGAGGAGACCUUCAAGCUCGCUCAAUCCUACAUGGACAAACUCGCCAAACAUGGCCACCAGGCCAACAAGGCAGCGCUGUACGGCGAGCUGUGUGCCUUGCUCUUCGCCAAAAGCCACUAUGAUGAGGCAUACCGGUGGUGUAUAGAGGCCAUGAAGGAAAUCACUCCAGGGCUGCCUGCCAAAGUAGUGGUUGAUGUCCUCCGGCAAGCUUCUAAGGCCUGUGUGGUGAAGAGAGAGUUCAGGAAAGCCGAGCAGCUGAUCAAACAUGCAGUGUUUCUAGCGAGAGAACAUUUUGGCCACAAGCACCCCAAAUACUCCGACACGCUUCUAGAUUACGGAUUUUACUUAUUAAACGUAGACAACAUAUGCCAAUCAGUUGCUAUAUACCAGACGGCGCUGGACAUCCGACAGUCUGUGUUUGGGGGGAAGAACAUCCACGUUGCCACCGCCCAUGAAGACCUCGCCUACUCCUCAUAUGUGCACCAGUAUAGCUCUGGGAAAUUUGACAACGCACUAUUUCAUGCAGAACGUGCCAUAGACAUCAUAACUCACAUUCUUCCCGAGGACCAUCUGCUGCUGGCCUCCUCCAAAAGAGUCAAAGCUCUGAUUCUGGAGGAAAUCGCCAUCGACUGCCACAAUAAGGAGACAGAGGAGCGCCUCCUUCAAGAGGCUCAUGACCUUCAUCUGUCCUCCUUGCAGCUGGCCAAGAAGGCCUUUGGAGAGUUCAACGUCCAGACCGCCAAACACUACGGCAACCUGGGACGACUCUACCAGUCCAUGAGGAAGUUCAAGGAGGCGGAGGAGAUGCACAUCAAAGCCAUCCAGAUCAAGGAGCAGCUUCUGGGCCAUGAGGACUACGAAGUGGCUCUGUCUGUGGGUCACCUGGCCUCCCUCUACAACUACGACAUGAACCAGUACGACGACGCAGAGCGGCUCUACCUGCGCUCCAUCGCUAUCGGUAAGAAGCUGUUUGGAGAGGGCUACAGUGGGCUGGAGUACGACUACAGAGGCCUGAUCAAACUCUACAACUCAGUGGGAAACUACGAGAAGGUGUUUGAAUACCACAACGUACUGUCCAACUGGAACAGGCUGAGGGACCGGCAGUUUGCCGUGGCAGACGCCCUGGAGGACGUCAACACUACGCCCCAGCAGACCCAGGAGGUGGUACAAGCUUUCCUAUUGGCCCAGAGCAUGGGCCCCACCCGGCCCUGUCUCGGCUGAUUCCACAAAGAAAAAUGAAAGACAUGUGGGCUUAAGCCUGAUGAGGACACUUACUGAGCCCAAAUGUGUUGGGUUCAGUAGUAAUGCACAGAAAAUUCAAGCAUCAUCGGCGAGUCGGUUGGCUUUACGGUCACUGCAGCUGCUAGUACACACACACACAGACAUACACACACACAUUUAGUCGUGGAAUAAAAACGUAGAGAAGAGACUGUUAUCAAACCUCAUCGACAUUCACAAAAAACCACCAAGAUGCAACUCCAGGCUGGAAGCAGCGUCACCCCACAGAGCAGACUGUUGUAUUACUCCGAGAGAAAGAGGAAAUCGAGAAAAAGAAGGAAACCUCAAGCAUCCUGUAAGGGUGAUCUCUUCUCUCGUCUCGCUCGCCUUUUUCGUUUCAAUUUAGCUUUUUGUAUUUGAACCAGUGUAGCUCUGAAUGCCAUGAGAUUCAUCAUCACAGAUCCAACAACCAUGUUCUCCAGGGCUAUUUACACCACAGUAUCUGGCCCCUCAGCCAUCUGUGGAAAACCAUUUUUAACACACAUCCAUCAUCAACAUCAUCAUUUGGUGGAUCAGCGAUGGAAAAUGUCAGCUUUUUUUGACACUUGUACAGUAAAAUAAUACAGCCGAUUGUACACUUGUUUUUUUUUUCCUUUGCAAAAAAGAAAAGAAAGUGGACCCUUAGGAACUCGUGUUGUGGACUGCUUGUUGGAGAGAGAUUACAAACAGUGGAAUGUGUUCAACCUGUUGGUAUAUUGUUACACAUAAAAGACGCUUCACAGUUCUUGUUUCAAUAUAUUUAAUCUUUUUUUCUCCAGCUUAGUACUGAAAAUAAUUAAAAUGCCAACAAUUGAUAUACAAAA
Gymnodraco acuticeps is the source of this 2897-nucleotide messenger RNA. Its product is annotated as amyloid protein-binding protein 2. Gene Ontology annotation, biological process: intracellular protein transport. The coding region runs from base 160 to 2037 and encodes 625 amino acids. Gene Ontology annotation, molecular function: protein binding. NCBI's taxonomy places the organism in Eukaryota, Metazoa, Chordata, Actinopteri, Perciformes, Bathydraconidae. The record is from RefSeq and is a predicted model, not a curated record. The transcript is spliced from 13 exons.